Messenger RNA from Dreissena polymorpha, 5393 nucleotides. RefSeq names its product fibronectin type 3 and ankyrin repeat domains protein 1-like. NCBI's taxonomy places the organism in Eukaryota, Metazoa, Mollusca, Bivalvia, Myida, Dreissenidae. The record is from RefSeq and is a predicted model, not a curated record. The transcript has 9 exons. Gene Ontology annotation, biological process: regulation of apoptotic process. The coding region runs from base 522 to 1409 and encodes 295 amino acids. Gene Ontology annotation, cellular component: nucleus. Gene Ontology annotation, molecular function: protein binding.
GAAAGUGAUUGGAAAUCAGGUAUAUCAAUGAUCAGGGCAUUUAUGUUUUGUGACUGAGUGAGGCUAAAACAUUGUAGUCAAUACUGUUGCUGUUCGGAUUUAGAUUGUUUUCCUCCAUCUAUGGUUAUAACAGUGACAUUUACCAGUACUUCAAUAAAUAAACUAUAAUGAACAGAAAUGAUUGGAUUUUAAAUAGUGAAAGCUUGAUAUAGCAGAACUGAGAUCUAGUGAACCACUUGAACUCACGAAAAUAGACGUUACAUAAGAUAUAAGUCCCUCGGACUGCCAGAUUAUAGUUUGGGUUGCAGUGUUCUAGAUUGGGAUUGGAAAGUGUGACAGAUUUUACAUUGGAGUAUUCCAUAAUGGGUACACCUCACUAGCAAUGCUAUGUGGUCUUUGAUUUGUUACUGCUUGUUGACGAUGCAGUGAUUGUGACAGGGUGUAAAACACAUGAUGGAUUAUUUGAUCAAUGUCAUUUUUCUGUAUUAAUUUGGAAAUAGUAAUAAAAAGGAUUUAAUAAGAUGGAGUCGGGUAGCAGUGGACUUUUCUCACCGAUGGAAGAUGAUUUUAAUGGGUAUGCCAAGCGUCACACGGUGUCUGGGUUGGACCCACAGACUGAGUACAAGUACCGGAUGAGGAUGAUGAACAACACUGGGCUUAGCGAGUGGAGCGCACAUGUCAAGGUCUCAACUACAAAGGAGCCCAUGACUGGUGAGCACCUACACCGAGCCCUCAACCGUCAGGACCUUGAACUCUUGGAAACUAUUCUUCAGUCGGGUGAUGUGAAAAUAGAUGUUCCAGACAAAUAUGGCUUUUCUCCGCUUAUGCAGGCGGCACAAAAAGGAUUUGUGAGUGAAGUUGAGCUGCUACUUAAACAUGGUGCUGAUGUCCAUCUACAGAAUGAUGCAGGAAAGACAGCGUUGAUGCUAGCCUGCUACGCAGGACAACUAGAUGUCAUAAAAAUUCUACGCCAGAAUGGGGCUCGUUACACAGACUUUGAUAGGGGUGGAUCUGCGGCCAUUCAUUGGGCAGUGGACGGUGGACAUGUUAAGUUGCUGGAUUGGAUGAUAGAGGACGGUGCUGACGUUGAUCUACAAGAUCUCGGUUCAGGCUGGACGCCUCUUAUACGUUGUGCUUCCGUCUCAGGUCAUCGUGAGAUCGCACUGUCCCUACUGCAGAAUGGGGCAAAGAUUGAUGCGCAGGACAAGGAUGGCAAGACGGCGCUAAUGAUCGCAAUCAUCAACGGGCACCAGCAACUGCUGGAAGUACUGCUGAAGAAGAACGCAAACAUCAAGCUGAAAAAUGAGUAUGGCAAAACGGCCUAUGACAUGGCGAAAUCAUUUGAGAAGCGGAGAAUCGUGAAGGUGUUAGAAGACCACAUGGAGGAGAAGGGAAUAAAGACCUACUGAGGGGUGGGAUAAUCUUUAAAGAGGCGCAAAGGCGGACAUCUAAGCCACCAAGAAAUUGUUUGUCAUAGGGGUGGAGAAAUCUCAUCUUGACAUAAAGCUCGCAAACAUUUAUCCCCUACUUGUGAACUUAAUCAGUGUAAAUUGAGCUGCUUGGGGGAAUACUUGGCUUAAUGCAUGUUGUAAAUUGUCGUCCAAAAUUAGCCUGUGUUGUAUGCACAGGCUUAUCAAGGACAACAUUUUCGGUCUAAACUGGAUUUUUGCUAGGUAAAACUUCCUUAUAACCACAAGUAUUAAAAAAGUGGAAAGUUUUGGUGGAUUGAACAGGCUUAUUUGGGACAACAUGCCUUAAGCCCUAUUUUCACACAGCAUGGCUCAUUUUGUUUGUGCACAUGUUUCACCAGAUUAAUUGCAAUAUAAUAGUAAGUAACUAUUGUUUUAUACAUAAUUUUUACUCAAAUAUAUUUAUGCCUUUUGGUCAGUGUAAGGUUGAUUCUAGCCAGCUUUACUUGUCUACAUUGGAAAAGAAAAUAGCAACUUGUCCUUAAAGCAAUUUUAUAAAUAAUUUUCUCAUUUUAUCACCAGUCUGUUUAUUAUUUGGGGACAAGACAAGUGAUUGAUUUGUGUCACCCAUUGGGCAUAAUUUGUCAUUAUUGUUUUCAUUAUUGUUAUCUUCAUCAUCAGCAUCACCACUUGGAUCUACAGCAGAGCGGUUGUUUGCAUUUGGCAAUAAUUCAGAAUUACCAUGGCCUCAUGUUCCUUUGAUUUGGAUCUCAUAAUUGGAUCUGUCAGUUUGUUACAAAUGUCAACACAAUCAAACUUGAGAGUCACUGGUGUUUUACUUGGUUAACAUUCUGAAAUUGUAUAAUUAAAUAUCACUGUGUUGGAAAGCUUAUUUACAAAUUCAAUUGCCAGAAUUACAACAAUUCAAUAUGUUUUGAAAAAAAAAUACUGAUUUAUUGGCAGAUCACAAGUGAAAGUCAACUUUUUGUUUUUGUUAGAUUAUCCUGUUUGUUUGUUUUUUUGUUGCUCUGCUGAACAAUUUUGUAGACUUUGUGUACUUGUGUUACAAUUAUAUUCCAAAAUGCAUAUAUCUAUGUAAUUAAUUACAUAAUUUGAAAUGCUAUUUAUUCACAUUGAUGUUUUGAUGUAUUAGACACAUGAUCUAGUUAAUCUUUUACUGAUUGCAUGUUUCAUUUAGGUUUUCAUGAUUUGUUCAGUUUGUUAUGUUAAACAAUGUCAUUUUCAUGGUUAUUGACUUAGUAUUUCCAUGAACUUGUGUAGCAUGAAUUUUUUUGAGUGUGUUAUUUAUUAUAUUAAUUCUUUGAGCCAUGUACUAGGAAAACUGACCUUAAUACAUGUGCACAAAGUGUCUUACCGUAUUAGCCUGCGCAGUCUUAUCGAUGACCUUUUUUUAGCUUUUAUUAAAUUUUUUGUUUAAAGAAAGUUUCUUCUCAACAAAAAUCCAGUCUAGGCGGAAAGUGUUGUCCCUGAUAAGCCUGUGUAGACUGGGCGGGCUAAUCUGGGAUGCCAUUUAAUGCACAGCAUUAAGCCCAGUUUUCCCAAAAUGAUGCUCAUAUAAUUACAAGCUGUUAAAGAACGUGUGAAUGAUCACAUCCGUCCAGGAUCUUUGUCUUUUGAAGCAGGAAAUUCAAAAUGUUGAUCCUUUUCAUGUUUGUAAUAAAUUGUCACAAUGUUUUGUCUCUUGUUAGUUUGCAUACACAUUAUUGUGUAACAUGCAGCAACAUAAGUCAUAUUUAUAAUAUUCAUAUUAAUUGUUGGUUCUUUAUAUGCUAAUAAUUAAAUAUUUUUUUAUUUUCACUUAUACACUGAAUUCUGAUUGGAUAGUUUAAGCAUGAGAUAUUCAAUAACCCAAACAAACUUGCUGUGUCUUCAAUUUAAGAUGUUAUUAAUAAUUAUCAUACCUCCUUUUCAUUCGCGUUUUGUAAAUUUGCAUCUUCUGUACGCUAAUCUUUACAAUGUUUGCAAUAUGAUGUUAUUAUUUUGCCAACACACAUAUGGUGUAUUUGUAAUUGUUUGUGAAAAAAAAGUCUGAUAUUUGAUAUACAUGUUUGUAAUUUGCAGGCUUUGUACAUGAUUACAAUUUUUUUAAUGACAAGAGCCUCAAAUGCUAUAUAUGGGCUAUGCUCUGUGAAAAGGGGGUUUAUUGCAUGUGCAUAAAGUUUCGUCCCAGAUUAGCCAGUGCAGUACGCAUAGGCUUAUCAUUGAUGACACGUUCUGCUUUUAUGGUAUUUUCCAUUUAAAUAAAGUCUCUUCUCAGCAAAAAUAUAGUUUAGGCAUAAAGUAUGGUCCCUGAUUAGCCUGUGCAUAUUGCUUUGGCUAAUCUGCGACGAAACUUUACCCACAUACAUUGAAUCCCCUUUUCGCAGAGCAGGGCUCAUAUACUCAAAUACAUUCCUCAUUUUAUUAAAUGAAAUGUGUAACUUAUAAAAUGUUUCUAGGAUUGAGACUAGUUUAUGUGUCAUUUAAAACAAUAAACAAGCCAGUGUUAAAUUAGGCCCUAAAAUAUUUAGAUUAUUUUAUAAAGAUAUAUUUUACAUCUAGUGAUUUAAACUGAGGGUGAAGAACCAAAAGCAAUGUAGCGUGAAGAAACACCAGUUUUCAUUCGUUGUUCCUAAAGGGCUAUCUGAAUUAUACAGGUACUGGUCAAACCAUACUCGAAAUAUUACAUCAUACAACUUUUGCUUAUCUAGCAAGACAUAAUAACUGUGAAGUUCUGUGUUAUACUAAUGUUAUUUAAAUUUCAGUGUGAUAGAAUUUAAUUUUGGAAAGCGUUUUUUAUGUCUUUUUUUCUCAGGUUUUGCUUUGAUACAAUGUGCAAGUGCUGUUCUUUUACUUUCGCGUUGUUAGUUCAUCUACUUUUGGCUGCAAUAGGAUAUAUCCGUCCACUUAUAUAGUCUGUCAUGAUUUGUGAAAGUUGUGUCAAUAUGGAAAUUUUAAUGUAACUUGUAAUUUUUCGUAUUGAGUGCGUUACUAGUUAAGAUUUGUGUUUUGUUUCUAUUGCACUGUUAGCAUGAUUAAUCUUUAAGAAUACAUGGGCUGCUGUAAAAUCAUUAUUCAUGGGACAGUAAUUUUGGUUUAUUUCUUGGGUUGAUCUACAAAUUUAAUGCUUACACAUCAGAAAACAACAGAUGCAAGUUGCUUGUCUUUUCCCAAACUCUGAAAUCAACGCAUUCACGUGUCCACAAAAAGUCAUUUUUUGGAAAAAAACAUGAAAUUUCAUGCUGACGAAUAUAAUUUUAAAACUAUAUUAGCACACAUGUAAAAUUUGCAAAAAUCACUGAAUUGUUAUAAGCAGUAUGUAUAGCAUAUAUUUGCCCUGGUGCCAAUGUUGUUUUUUUAUGGCCAAACAAUGAUAAUUUCAGUUUUUCAUGUAUGACCAAACAUAUAAGGUAGGAAGGCAGAAACACAAAGUAUCUCAAGAAUUUGACAAAGAGUAGUUUUGGUUACAUCAAAGAAAACAUAUUUUUUGGAUCUUUAGUGUUAAAACCAUUAUAAAAUCAGUAUGUUUUUUAUAAAGCAAUACAAACUGCAUCCCAAACUCAGACAAAAAAAUAACAAUAAAUUAUAUAACAAUAAAGCAACAAUAAUGUAUUUUAAAACUCAUUUUAAUUGUUUCAUAGCUGUUUCAUUGUGUACUUUGUGAUGUUGUGUGUAUUAGAAGUGCACUGUGUCAAUAUGUUUAUGUUUUAGCCCAUCAGUUUACACAAAUGUUAUGCAAUAUAUUCUGGUAUUCAGCAAUGUUCAGAAAGUAGUGGCUUGUUCAUGUCUAAGACUAGGGGUCAAACAUUUGAAUCUGCUUGACAUUUCUGUUUGAGGUACAACGUUUGAAUGCUUAACCUUGACUUAUUUAUAAUGCUGUUUUACAAAUGUGUUCUACUUGUUUUCUUGGAGUUAAAACUUAGCAAAACAAAGUCAUGUAAAACAUAAUGCUGACAUAAAAAAUAAUAAAAGUAGUACAUAAAA